Molecule: messenger RNA, 981 nt
Organism: Eucalyptus grandis
Lineage: Eukaryota; Viridiplantae; Streptophyta; Magnoliopsida; Myrtales; Myrtaceae
Product: spermidine hydroxycinnamoyl transferase-like
Exons: 4
Coding region: 1-981 (326 amino acids)
Molecular function (GO): acyltransferase activity, transferring groups other than amino-acyl groups
Source: RefSeq, a predicted model, not a curated record
AUGGAGGCCUUCCAAACCACGAAGAACAGUGCCCUCAUAGUAGAAAGAUCCGUCCCUCUCGCCGUCCUGCCAGAACAAGAAACUCCCGGGGGGAGAUUAGCUAAAACCUCUCGAGGGAAGUUGGUUGUUGAUUGCCAAAAGAAGUUAGGAGUCCCAUUUGUGGAGGCAAUAUCUAAUCGUGAUAUCGAAAGUCUGGGUGAUACGAGAGUUUUGUAUUCUGAUGUUCUAGGUAAGCUUAUCUACAAGGAUCCUACGGAAGAUAUACCUGAAGUUGCCCCCCUUCUAACUGCACAGGUGACUAAAUUUAGAUGUGGAGGUUUCACUAUUGGGAUCGCAAUUGACCAUUGCAUGGUAGAUGGAGGGUCAACAAUGGAUUUUAUGAACACAUGGGCUAAAAUAGCAAGAGGCAAGCCAUUGUCCCUCGUCCCUUCUCAUGACAGAAUUAUACUAAAAGCAAGAGUGCCUCCUCAAAUCAAUGGUGUUUACAAGGACCUUGUUCACCCGACCGCCGGCUCCUCCUCACCCGCGCUGCGCUGGUGCCACCAUACCGCGCUGCUCCGAGAGCCCGUCGCCCCUACCGCACCUCCACCCAACGCCGGCAGCUGCACCACCAGUCACCGCCACUCCGCCGGUUGUCCACGAUCGCCCAGCGUAGAUCCAGCGACCCGACGUCCCUGCUCGCCGCACCGACGCAGCCCGGAGCCGAAGCCCACUGCGAUUUCGCCCUGCUGCUUCACCGUUCCGCCCCUCGCCGUCGCGACCCGCCUUCGUCUGCCCGUGCCCCAGCAGGUUUCGAGCCGGCUCCUCCUUGCUCUGUUCGUGAGCCGCCCGAGACGCCUGCAGCCCUCUGUUCCCCCGACGACCGCUGCUGCUGCUCCCGCUCCGCUGUCCGCUCAGUCGCACCGAUCUGCCGCCAGUCAUGACGCCGCCGCCGCUGUCUCUCAGCCCAGCACUGCGCUUGAUCCGAGCCUCCCCGAGUGA